Sarcophilus harrisii (Tasmanian devil) is the source of this 2138-nucleotide messenger RNA. It is a transcript of the gene TMEM184C, whose product is annotated as transmembrane protein 184C. NCBI's taxonomy places the organism in Eukaryota, Metazoa, Chordata, Mammalia, Dasyuromorphia, Dasyuridae. The transcript has 11 exons. The record is from RefSeq and is a predicted model, not a curated record. Bases 519 to 1655 code for a protein of 378 amino acids. Gene Ontology annotation, biological process: transport. Gene Ontology annotation, molecular function: transporter activity.
CAGGGGGGACCGUGCGUUUGUUCUCUGGAGGUUUGGGGGGAAGGGUCAGGAGGGGGCUGCGGGUCUUGGCCGUGUGGAGGCAGCUCCUUGAGGCCGCCGCCGCCGCCGUCGCCAUGGUGCAAGCAGAGCGUGGGGGGGCUGCCGGCUGAGGGCGGGGCGGAAGGAGGGGGUGACGGCCGCGACUUGGCCCGUGCCGGCUGGCCCCGCCGCGUCCGGCCGAGCUGGGGCGAUACCGGGGCGAGCUGGGCAAGGUGGGCAAGCGGCGGAAGCCGCGCCGGGCCAAAGCCGCGGGCCGCGGCAGCAGCAGGAAAAGGAGGGACUCCUGCCUCAGAAGCCGCGGCGUUGGGUACACCGGCACCGUCAGCCCCUGGAACUGGAGGCGAUGGAUCCGGCCCCUCGUGGUGUUUCUCUACCUGGUGGCCUUGGUCGUGUCCCUGCCUUUAUGCAUAUGGGAGCUGCAGAAAUUAGAGGUUGGGAUACACACAAAAGCAUGGUUUAUUGCUGGAAUCUUUUUACUAAUGACCAUACCAAUAUCUUUCUGGGGAAUUUUGCAACAUUUAGUGCAUUACACUCAACCUGAACUACAGAAGCCAAUAAUAAGGAUUCUUUGGAUGGUGCCUAUAUACAGCUUGGAUAGUUGGAUAGCUCUGAAGUAUCCCACCAUUGCAAUCUAUGUGGAUACUUGCCGAGAAUGCUAUGAAGCUUAUGUCAUAUACAGCUUCAUGGGAUUCCUUUCCAAUUAUCUGACUAACCGGUAUCCAAAUCUGGUGUUAAUCCUUGAAGCCAAAGAUCAGCAGAAACAUUUGCCUCCUUUCUGCUGCUGUCCAUCAUGGGCAAUGGGAGAAGUAUUAUUGUUCAGAUGCAAACUAGGCGUAUUGCAGUAUACUGUUGUCAGACCAUUCACAACUAUUAUUGCUUUAAUCUGUGAGUUGCUUGGUGUAUAUGAUGAAGGGAACUUUAGCUUUAAAAAUGCUUGGACUUACCUAGUUAUAUUCAACAACGUGUCACAACUGUUUGCUAUGUAUUGUCUUGUGCUGUUUUAUAAAGUAUUGUGGGAAGAACUAAAUCCAAUUCAACCUGUUGGCAAAUUUCUUUGUGUAAAGAUGGUAGUUUUUGUUUCCUUCUGGCAAGCAGCAAUUAUAGCUUUGUUGGUCAAAGUUGGAGUUAUUUCUGAAAAGCACACUUGGGAAUGGCAGACAGUAGAAGCUGUGGCUACAGGCCUACAAGAUUUCAUCAUCUGUAUUGAAAUGUUCUUUGCUGCUAUUGCUCAUCACUACAGCUUUUCCUACAAACCCUAUGUGCAGGAAGCAGAGGAAGGCUCAUGCUUUGAUUCUUUUCUUGCAAUGUGGGACAUUUCAGACAUUAGAGAUGACAUAUCUGAACAAGUAAGAAAUGUUGGAAGGACAGUCCUGGGUCAUCGUAGUAAAAAGUUUUUUCCUGAUGAGGAGGAACAAAAUGAAAAUACAAGUUUAUUAUCAUCUCAAGACCAGAUUUCUGUUGCUUCUUCUAUGCCAUCUUCACCCUUGGGUCACUACCAAGGGUUUGGACACACUGUGACACCACAGAUUACACCUAUUUGUUCUAAGAUGCCUGAUGAAAUUUAUAAUGCAGGGAAUGAAGAAUCUUCAGCUAACUAUAAAUCUGUGGCCUCCUGAACAUUCAGAGGAAUAAAAGUUUCUUCUGUCCUCCAUGUUACUUCAUAACCCUGGUAUUCCAGCACAAGGAUGUUUGGUGAAAGCCAGGGUGUGUAUAAAGGUAGAGUCGAAUUUAAAACUGAAUUAAGCACAUUUUGUGUAUCAAAUAAUCAGUCUAAAUUUCCUGAGACUUGAUUUAUUUCUUGGUGUCAGAACACAAAAUGCUUAUAUUUGAUGAAGAGAAGAAAAUGACUGGAACUAUAACUGACAUUAAACUACUCUGUCUAAUAGAUGGACAUGAAAAUCAAUGUUUUCUACCCCUGCUGCAUGGAUUAGAAUGCUGCUGAAUUAACCUGAAGAGUGGACUUUAUAAACAAUUAGGUAAAUGAAUUAGUGCAACUUGAUCAUAAUUAAAGUUAAUGGUUACUUAUACAGGUUGUGCUUACAUAACCUUUAAAUAACUAGAUUUUAUUCCAUUCAAUAAAAGAAGUAACUUCUACUCUG